AUGGGCCUCUUUAACCUCUUCAAGUCCUCCUCCACCCAACAACAAGAACAACAGCCCCAGCAAACAACCUGGGACCCGAACACCCUGACCAUGCAGCAGCCCUCGUGCCCUGCCGCGCCCAGCACCGAGGGAGUCGUGACCGAGCAACCUAACUCGGAACAGAACAUGAAGCUGCGCGGCGGUGGAGGCGGUGAUGUUUGCUGUGGAGUCUGCGCCGGUCUUUGCUGCUUCGAAUGUUGCGAGGAGUGCUGUUAA
Messenger RNA from Aspergillus melleus, 255 nucleotides. RefSeq lists its product as uncharacterized. The transcript has 3 exons. Lineage: Eukaryota; Fungi; Ascomycota; Eurotiomycetes; Eurotiales; Aspergillaceae. The record is from RefSeq and is a predicted model, not a curated record. Bases 1 to 255 code for a protein of 84 amino acids.